Spodoptera littoralis (African cotton leafworm) is the source of this 1897-nucleotide messenger RNA. Lineage: Eukaryota; Metazoa; Arthropoda; Insecta; Lepidoptera; Noctuidae. The record is from the annotation of a GenBank genome assembly.
GUGAGAGUGUGUGUGUCAAUUUGUUGACGGUUGUCUAUUAUCAAAAUGCCCAAAAUGGACGAAAGUGCGUGAGGUUUUGUUUGGUAAUAGUGUUACUACCAAAAAAUCGUAUCAAAACUUUAAAUUGCAAAAACUAUUAAUAAAUUAGUUCGAAAAGUAAUUCUAACAAGAUGGGCGACAAAAAGUACAAACAGAGUAAAGCAGAAAUAGCGAAGCAGUUUAACCUACCAGAGCGGCAAUCUAAGAUUACGACAUUGUUAAAUCAAGCCGGACAAGCUUAUUGCAUAUGUCGAUCUUCCGAUAGUUCUAGGUUUAUGAUAGCUUGCGACUCAUGCGAGGAGUGGUACCAUGGAGAUUGUAUCAAUAUAUCAGAGAGAGAAGCUAAAUACAUCAAAAACUACUUCUGUGAUCGCUGCAGAGAAGAAGAUCCUACCCUUAAGACCAGGUUCAGACCACAGAAGAGGGAGAAUGAUGGAGAUGUCGCUCCUCGAGAAGACAGAAAGAAGAAGAAGAAAGAGAAAGAUCACUCUGAGAAUAAGUCUUCGAAGAGACAGAGCAAUAAAGAUGGUUGCGGAGACUGCCCAGGAUGUCUGCAGAUUAAUGAUUGUGGACAUUGCGAAGUGUGUGAGGAUAUGUACAAGUAUGGCAGCAGCAAUAAAGUGAAGUUGAAGUGCAAAAUGCGUAUGUGCAUCAAGAGUAAAAAAGCAUCUAGACAAUCGAGCAGCAGCAACCGAAUCAAGAAGAAACACCAUGAAAGAGAGCAACAUGAGCCAGAAGAGUCCCUCGCUCACUUACAAACAGCUGAAGCUCGGCAGUGCUAUGGACCGCAGUGCACCAGAGUCGCACAGUUCGGGUCCAAGUACUGCUCCCCUCAGUGCGGCAUGAGGCUUGCUACUGCUAGGAUUUACCAGGCUGUGACUCCUCUGGUGUUGCGGGUGUCCAUAUGCAGCGCUGGUCGCUUACCAUCAGGUGAUCUGUCUGCUCGUUUGCCUCCUAUUCCAUUAAAAAAGCGAAAAUUUGUGCUUCCACAACGGAUACAAGAAUGGUCACUUUCUUCGUGCGUGGCCGAGCAGAAGAAUCGCAAAGCGUUAGAAGUAGUGCGCGGGGGCAUCGCGCGUGCGCAGGCUGCCUUGCGAACACUAGACACGCAACACUCAGACCUCGACGCGAUCGUGGCACGGGCGAAGAAUGCUACUAUUGUUUAUACCGAUGACAAGGAUGCAGAUGACGAAACAUCAAUGUACUGUAUAACUUGCGGUCACGAGAUCCACUCUCGGACUGCAGUGAAACACAUGGAGAAAUGUUUCGUGAAGUACGAGGCGCAGGCGUCGUUCGGCAGUAGACAUCGCACGCGUAUUGAUGGACAGAGCAUGUUCUGCGACUACUACAACCCUAUUAAUGCUACCUAUUGUAAGAGGUUGAGGGUGAUGUGCCCAGAACAUUUCAAAGACCCAAAGGUCGGUGACAACGAUGUGUGCGGCUGUCCUCUCGUCCGCAACGUGUUCAAGCCGACGGGAGAUUUCUGCCGAGCCCCUAAGAAGGCUUGCUUGAAGCACUAUCAAUGGGAGAAACUGCGGCGCGCUGAGAUCGAUAUGGAGAGAGUUCGACAGUGGCUGAAGUUGGAUGAGUUGGUGGAACAAGAGAGGAGUAUUAGACUGGCUAUGGCUUCUAGAGCCGGAGUCUUAGGCCUAAUGCUUCAUUCAACGUACAACCACGAGGUGAUGGAACGCAUCACCACCAAAGCGCCGGAGAAUGGGAAAGUCAAGGAAACCUCCUGACGCUCAAACGACGCGGGGUCCGAAAUAUCGCGCGACUCACGCCCUUAAAUUAAUAAUAGACAACUUUAUUAUAGUUAAUUAUAAUGAAAAAGUAUAUUAAAUAAUGAUUUUGAUAUAGA